AAACAGUGACGCUACCAUAAAUGCAAUCUUCAUAUUGUACUACUGGUUUUCUGCAGCCAUUUUUCUUCUGAUGUUUGUUCUGACUUAUAGUGCAAUUACGUCUUAAUCAACUUUUCUAAUAAUACAAGGUUAAGGAAGAAAUUAACUCCGACUGGGAGAACCGUUAUCACCAUACUUCGAACGUAAUAAAUACAAAACAUUAUUGUUAUCCAAUUUUGUUCGAGUAAUGUGUGUUAGUUACACAAAUCCAGAAAUUGAAACUAGAUGCACGAGCAAAUUCUUUUGAACGCCCCCAAAACCAUCUACUGUCGCGACAUGACAUGCACAAAGUCGCCAAACAAACAACAGCCAAAUUUGAAACAACACAUUGCAUUACGUUCUUCUUGAAGACGUUCUGCAAUACAUGUCAACUAUACACAUAUUAACCCAUUUACUCGGUACUUAAAUACGAGAUUUAAAGUAAACUUUGCAUAAUUAACAAAUGUUACAGUACUUUUGUGUUGAUUUAUGUUGGCUGUUCUAUUAUCAGUGCUCAAUUGUUUUGUCACUGUGCGAUGUCUGGGUAAAUUACGCGAUUUAAAUUCUUCGACAUGUCAUGUGGGAGUGUCUGGCGAAGAUGAACGUGGUGGGAAUGGUGUAUGGUUACGUUCUUGAGCUUUCCUCUUAGAACUACAAGAAAAAUGUGGUUUGAUCAGUCGAGUUCGUAGACGAGGUGUCGGAGGGAAUUAUGUCACUAUGCGGCAAGUUGCACAUCCAAGAAUAGCGGGCUCACCGGAAGAAUAUAAGAAAAUGCCUCUCUUCGAUCUGUUGAUUGUUUAACAAUAGCGGUGAUGCGAGCAUAACAGGAUGUAAGUGCCUGGAAGUACAUCUGAUCGAUUCCAUAUGACAGCACCUUCCCCAGCACCUUCCAACACAAAGAGGUCUGAAGACAGAUUUGUCAUUGAAAUGGCUGCAGAAUCUGUGCACAGUGAAGAAUGCCAUAUGGCUGGUGAAGACAUCGCAGUGUGUUGGAGCAGUGCACCAUCUGAAGCUCCUCAGUCCACAGUCACUUCUGCUGCAGGCAGUGCCAACAGUGUGCAUUGUGAGUCAGGUGUGAGUGCAGUUAGUUUGCACCCACAGCAGUCAGAAAUUGCGUUUUCUGACUUGGCUGGUAGCAUAGUGGACAACAUGGGCACCUGGCGUGUGAGCAUUGAUGACUUGCCUGAUGAGGUACUGAUAAAGAUCUUCUCUCACUUGUCUUUUACUGAGCUAGUAUAUGUGGUGCAGAAAGUGUGCCCUCGUUGGAAAAAUGUAUCGCAAGAUUCGGAGUUGUGGGCUGACAAGGAAUACCGUAUUGGCUCUCACACAAGCGAUCAGGAGGCAAUACAGACUUUCUGUGAUGCCCCAAACCUGCAGAAAGUUUGUAUGCUGCGCAGUGCCUCAUCCCUUCUCUUCCGUGCACUCUACGAUAAGUGCCACCGACUCUUAGAACUACGCCUCGAUUACACACAGAAGCUCAGCUACUCGGUGCUAAAGAACUUGGUAGAGAAGUGCUCCAGAAUACACACACUAGGGAUAUCCAGUAGACUGCUGGUAUCUGAGAAAUUUUCGGAGGCAGUGUCACAUAUGCAAAACCUCCAUGUACUGAUUCUGGAAGGAUAUUCCACAGAAAGCCCUCCUGCACUGCGACCUUUGGCUGAUGGGUGCCCACAACUGGCCGAGGUUGACUUUGGAUUCACAGCUGUCGAUAUGUAUGAUCUGAAGUAUUUCCUGAAUGCCAAGAGGAACACCCUUAAGUCCUUGCAUAUAAAAUGGACAAUGGUUGUUGAAAGGAGGGAUAGAUUUCCACGAGCGCCAGUUCUGUCUCUCUACUGGUUUGUCCUGCCGUUGCUGACAGUCUGUGCUGACAGCUUGGAAUGUCUGGAACUUUACGAGUACUGCAUACUCGGCAACGAUUCAAGGGAGGCAUUUACUGCUCUGGGAAGCCUGAAGAACUUGCAGGAACUUAGGAUGCCAAUCCUCAAACUAGUACAGCCUGGUGCAGCUGCUUCAGCAUUUAAGACUGGUGGGCUGACAAAACUGAGACUGCUGGAUCUGCGAGGAGCAUUUUAUCUGGACAACGAGACAUUAAUUGCCAUCAGCCACGGAUGCCCUGCUUUGCGGGAACUCAUUGUCAGAAAUGUCCUGCAACUGUCUGACGCUGCCUUCUCCCAGAUCUACCAUCUGGAAAAUCUUGAUAUACUGGACGUGUCAGGUUGCAUAGGUCUCGGCAGAGCCUUCGUCCCCUGCCUCAUCGGGCUACCGAGACUUCGCACAUUGGUGAUGGAACAGUUGGAUUUUCGGAAGUUACGACCAGGUCUGAGCAGUAUCCUCGAACUGUCCAGUGUGCGCUGCCUGAUAUUCAGCUAUUCCCUCAUAACUGGAGUGCCGUUUGCCAAGUUUCCGAGAAAGCUUGCCAGUCUCAGGAAGCUGAUAAUCAAAGGGUGUCGAGGUGACCCUAAAGUUGUUGAUGGUCUGAGUGAGCAGAUGCCCACUCUUGAAGUCCACGGCACCAUUGAAGAGGAGGAGCCAGUUUACAACGUGGAGGAUUACGAGAGUGACGAGGAACUUGCAAAGGAAGAGAAUGCCGGACAUGGUGAUGUAGGUGAAGCACGUAAUGACAGUUUCGAGAGUGAUGAAGAUGGUGACGGUUAUAGUACCAGUACCAGUAUCAGUAGCAGUGAUAAUGAGUGAAAUAACAGUAUUUGGGCUGAAAACAGCCUAUUUCUUCCCUUUCUAGAUGAUACAAUAUUUAAAGGGAACUUUAACUCUUAAUACCAACUACGUCUUGGCUUGACCUGUGUAACUGGAUGAAAAUUUAAUACUCAACUAUUGUUACUGGGCUGUGUGUGUCAUAGUGGACUCUUAAGCUGUCUAGUGCUGUGAAACCCGAGAUUGCUUUUUAUAACAUUGUUAUUAAGUUGACAUUCCAGUACAAUUGUAUUAAUAAUGAUAAAAACUGUUUUGAAGUAAGAUAAUUACAAAUAUGUUUAAGGAACAUGCCGGGGGAAUAUAAUCAUGUACAGUAAUGUUGUUUCAGUUUCUGUUGCAAUGAUUGUUGUUGUGGUCUUCAGUUCAGAGACUGGUUUGAUGCAACUCUCCAUGCUACUCAAUCCUAUGCAAGCUUCUUCAUCUCCCAGUACCUACUGCAACCUACUACAAUUUUUACCCUCCACGCUGCCCUCUAAUACUAAAUUGGUGAUCCCUUCUUCUAGUCACAUUGGAUUUGAAAUAUCUUUUAUUUAUUUGAAGUGAUAAAAUGGCAACAUUAAUGAUCUAGCAACUCUAAAAUAGCACUCACAGAAUUAGAAUGUACUGUGUAGGAAACAGCUAAGAAGAAUGCACGUGACUGCAGAUGGUCUUCGGUCCUGGUCACCAGAUAAAUACCACCUUACUGCGAAAUGCCUUUGGCAGUCUUGUUGUAUUUUGUUGUGGUCUUCUAGUUUCUUUUAUUUUAUAUACACAACUGUUAGAGGAAAAGUCUAGUGAUCAUAGAUGAAGAUGCCACACCUCUGUUGUGAGCUAAAGCAGAUGGAUAAGCCUUACCACAGGUAAUGUUUUGACUGAAUGAAAUAAAAGGUGGGUUCAAUCACAGUUCUAAUGUUGAUGUAAUUGCAUCUGGAAACAGCAUUUUAGAAUGAUGCAUACUCUAUCAUACAUGCCUACAACAUUUGUCGAAAUCUAGUGGUAAAGACAAGAGACAUUAACUGAUCAUGUAAUUACCAAUAUACAACAAUACAGAAAAUAAUUACAGGUCAAACAUAGUCAUUGCUGAACACCAUGGGGCAUUAAUAGAGGUAUCAGACAGGAAAAAAUAUUUAGAACUGCAACAAAAAAAGCAAAUUCUGACACAUAAUGAAUACGAAGUACUUCUCAUGAGCCAAAAAGUUUGUUCCUUCUCCCAACAAAUGAACCAGAAUUAGUAAAAAUAAUACACAGAUUCAAAACAAAAACAACAAAAACUGAUGGGUUAGAUAGUAUGUCCAGUAGAGUAAUUAAAUGCUGCCUGCAGUGGGUGAUGAAGCCUCUGGCUUUUCUCAUAAACUUAACCAUGGAACAAGGAAUAUUCCUGACCUGUUGUUUACUCUAGUCUACAUUAAAAAAUAAAUAAAUAAAUAAAAAGUGAUCACUAUUUUCAGAGCAUGCAGCAAGGAAUGUCCAGAAAAUUAUUGACCAGUAUUUAUUACAUCUGUCUUUAUAUGGUGGACACCAUAUACAUGUAUUUUGUUGGUAUUUUUUUUAUUUGGUCCAUUAAAUUGUACAUGUGCUGUACUGCACAUCAGAUAUUGGACAGACCAAUGCAAGUAUGUCUUCAUGUUUACCUGAUGUUAUCUGUGUAUUAAUAAAUACAAUUUUUUCAGCUCUGGCGUAUAAUUAUACCAUGUUAACUAGAAAAUUACAACUGAAAAUAUGAAUAAACUAAUAUUAAUAAAGUCAGUCUUUACAUGAUACAAGAAAAUAGUCAUGGUUUCACAAUAUUUUUGUAAGUGAUGAAAAUUGUGGUUUGUACACUUCAUAUUAACUCUGUUGGGUUCUAAAAGAUUUUCUAGGAACUCUUCCAGAUUAUAGAAGCAACAUGUUAAUAGAUAUUCUUUUAAUAUUGCUGUAAAUUUUUUAGAUCAGUUAUUGCUUUAAAUUGUUUUAGCAACUUUUUGUAAAUAAUUUUACUGUGGUA
Schistocerca cancellata (South American locust) is the source of this 4693-nucleotide messenger RNA. RefSeq lists its product as uncharacterized. The transcript is spliced from 9 exons. The coding region runs from base 883 to 2712 and encodes 609 amino acids. The record is from RefSeq and is a predicted model, not a curated record. NCBI's taxonomy places the organism in Eukaryota, Metazoa, Arthropoda, Insecta, Orthoptera, Acrididae. Gene Ontology annotation, molecular function: protein binding.